Messenger RNA from Epinephelus fuscoguttatus (brown-marbled grouper), 4601 nucleotides. RefSeq names its product sodium bicarbonate cotransporter 3-like. Gene Ontology annotation, biological process: transmembrane transport; bicarbonate transport; regulation of intracellular pH. Gene Ontology annotation, cellular component: basolateral plasma membrane; plasma membrane; apical plasma membrane. The coding region runs from base 295 to 3942 and encodes 1215 amino acids. The record is from RefSeq and is a predicted model, not a curated record. The transcript has 26 exons. Gene Ontology annotation, molecular function: monoatomic anion transmembrane transporter activity; sodium:bicarbonate symporter activity; solute:inorganic anion antiporter activity. NCBI's taxonomy places the organism in Eukaryota, Metazoa, Chordata, Actinopteri, Perciformes, Serranidae.
GCUCUGACAAGCGCUCAGUGAAGCAACACACUCGGCUAUAAAUACACGAGUCGUAGCCGAGGCUCUGCCUGCAGCAUAGCGUCUGUAUUUACAUACUGAACCUGGACAACUCGCAGAGCCACUCACAGCUGUUGACAGUCAGUUUGUGUCUGAGCUGCUGGAUUUAUCUUCUACCCAGCUUUUAAAACUGUGGCAAGUUCACUGCCAGAGCAUUUUCUGUUGUUUUGGACUUUGAGAGUUUUUUGGAAUUUGAGUUAAUUUGACCCAGGUGGUUGUGUUUUGGACCGAGCAGCUAUGGGAGACUUUUGGGGAGAUAUUGCCAGUCAGAGGGUGGCCAGGGCGAUGUCAGUGGGGAACGAUGAGGAGGCGGUGUUGGACCGUGGCAAAACCAGCUCCACCAGCUACACCAAAUUUGAGACGGAAGAACUGGAGAGUCACAGAGCGGUGUAUGUCGGCGUUCAUGUUCCUCUGGGCAGAGAGACUCGGAGGCGUCACCGUCACCGAGGACAUCGACAUCACCGGAAACGACGGGACCGCUCAGAUCGGGACGAUGGACGAGAGUCGCCCUCGAACGACACGCCAUCUCAGAGAGUCCAGUUCAUCCUUGGGACGGAGGACGGGGACGAGGAGCACAUCCCCCACGACCUGUUCACCGAGCUGGACGAGAUCGCCUUCAGAGACGGAGACUUCCAGGAGUGGAAGGAAACAGCCAGGUGGCUAAAGUUUGAGGAGGACGUAGAAGACGGAGGUGAGCGUUGGAGUAAACCGUACGUGGCCACGCUGUCCCUUCACAGUCUGUUUGAGCUGCGUUCCUGCAUCCUGAACGGCACUGUGCUGCUCGACAUGAGGGCCAACACCAUCGAAGAGAUUGCAGACAUGGUGAUUGACAGCAUGCUGGCUUCAGGUCAGCUGGAGGAGGGUGUUCGAGAGAAGGUGAAGGAGGCCAUGUUGAGGCGUCACCACCAUCAGAACGAGAAGAAGCUGAGCAACCGAAUCCCGCUGGUUCGAUCCUUCGCUGACAUCGGGGAGGGUCUGUCCUCCUCUCAUCUCUCCCCCCACCAUCGCUCCACCUUUGACAGCACCACCCCUCCUCCGUCCCCUCGUAUGUCCCUCCCGUUCAGACGCUUCCUGUCUGAGCCCUGCCCACCCAGCCCCACCCCCUCCCUCCCCGCCGCCAUCAGGGACGCUCCCCCAUCAGACCACGUCGCCUCUGGAGUCCCACGUCGCUGCUCUGCUCCCGAGGUGGUGGUUUGUCCCCCUGAAGAGGAAGAGGAGGAAGUGUCCAAGACGGAGGACAAACAGGAUCAUCUGCUUCCUCUCAGUCCCUCAGGUCUGCUGGCGUCCCCUCAGUCGGCUCCUGGAAACCUCGACAGCAAAAUCGACAGUCGCAUCAUCGGAGGAAACGGAGGCAGCCGGGAGAACAGCACUGUGGACUUCAGCAAGGUGGAUAUGAACUUCAUGAAGAAAAUCCCUCCCGGUGCAGAAGCCUCCAACGUCCUGGUGGGUGAAGUCGACUUCCUGGAGCGACCGAUCAUCGCCUUCAUCCGUCUGUCUCCCGCCAUGCUGCUGACCGGCCUGACAGAGGUCCCUGUGCCCACCAGGUUUCUCUUCCUCCUGCUCGGUCCGUUUGGAAAAGGUGCGCAGUACCACGAGAUCGGACGCUCCAUCGCCACUCUGAUGACAGAUGAGAUCUUCCAUGAUGUUGCCUACAAGGCGAAGGACAGGACCGACCUGCUCUCAGGGAUCGAUGAGUUCCUGGAUCAGGUCACCGUGCUCCCUCCAGGCGAGUGGGACCCCACCAUCCGCAUCGAACCCCCAAAGAGCGUCCCGUCUCAGGAGAAGAGGAAGAUGCCGUCGGCCCCGAACGGCUCUGCUCACGGCUAUGACCUCUUCAAGGAGGCGGAGCAUGACACAGGACCAGAGCUGCAGAGGACAGGGAGGAUCUUUGGAGGUUUGGUGAACGACAUUCGGAGGAAAGCUCCCUUCCUGUGGAGUGACAUCAGAGACGCCCUCAGCCUGCAGUGUUUGGCGUCCGUCCUCUUCCUCUACUGCGCCUGCAUGUCGCCCGUCAUCACGUUCGGAGGUCUGCUGGGAGAAGCCACCAAAGGAAACAUAAGUGCCAUAGAGUCUCUGUUCGGGGCGUCUCUGACAGGCGUGGCCUACUCCAUGUUCGCCGGUCAGCCUCUCACCAUCCUGGGCAGCACAGGUCCGGUUCUGGUCUUUGAGAAGAUCCUCUUCAAGUUCUGCAGUAAUUAUGGUCUGUCCUACCUGUCCCUGCGGACCAGUAUUGGACUCUGGACCGCCUUCCUCUGCCUGUUGCUGGUCGCCACCGACGCCAGCUCUCUGGUCUGCUACAUCACCCGCUUCACCGAGGAGGCCUUCGCCGCCCUCAUCUGCAUCAUCUUCAUCUACGAGGCUCUGGAGAAGCUGGUCCACCUUGGGGAGCUCUACCCCAUCAACAUGCACAACGAGCUGGACGACCUCACCUUCUACACGUGUCAGUGUUCUCUGCCUGCCAACGCCUCGGCUGACGUCCGGGAUAUCUGGAGAAAGAAAAAUUUGACUGCAGAAAGCAUCCAGUGGCAAAAUCUGACUGUGAAGGGCUGUCUGGAACUUCACGGGGAGUUCGUCGGCUCUGCCUGCAGCCACGAUGGUCCCUACGUCCCCGACGUCCUCUUCUGGUCCGUCAUCCUCUUCUUCACCACCUUCUUCCUCUCCUCCUUCCUCAAACAGUUUAAGACCAAGAGAUACUUCCCCACCAAGGUUCGAUCGACCAUCAGUGACUUCGCUGUCUUUCUGACCAUCAUGAUCAUGGUGUUGGUGGAUUAUCUGGUGGGAGUUCCUACACCCAAACUCGACGUACCCGACCGCUUCGAGCCCACGUCAAACACUCGAGGGUGGCUGAUCUCCCCCCUGGGAACGAACCCCUGGUGGACAAUGCUGGCCGCUGCUGUCCCUGCUCUGCUCUGCACCAUCCUCAUCUUCAUGGACCAGCAGAUCACCGCUGUCAUCGUCAACAGGAAGGAGAACAAACUCAAGAAAGGCUGUGGCUAUCACCUGGACCUGCUGGUGGUGGCGCUGAUGCUGGGCAUCUGCUCCAUCAUGGGCCUGCCGUGGUUCGUGGCAGCAACCGUGCUCUCCAUCUCCCACGUCAACAGUCUGAAGCUGGAGUCGGAGUGCGCGGCGCCAGGCGAGCAGCCAAAGUUUCUGGGCAUCAGAGAGCAGAGAGUCACCGGCUUCAUGAUCUUUGUCCUGAUGGGCUGCUCUGUCUUCAUGACCUCCAUCCUCAAGUUCAUCCCAAUGCCGGUCCUGUACGGAGUCUUCCUCUACAUGGGCGUGUCCUCACUCAAAGGCAUUCAGCUGUUCGACCGCAUCAAACUGUUCGGCAUGCCGGCCAAACACCAGCCGGACCUGAUCUAUCUGCGCUACGUCCCCCUGUGGAAGGUCCACGUCUUCACUGUGGUGCAGCUGACCUGCCUCAUCGUCCUCUGGGCCAUCAAGGCCUCGGCUGCCGCCGUCGUCUUCCCCAUGAUGGUUCUGGCUCUGGUGUUCAUCCGCAAGCUUCUGGAUUUCAUCUUCACCAAGCGAGAGCUGAGCUGGUUGGAUGACCUGAUUCCAGAGAGCAAGAAGAAGAAAGAAGACGAUAAGAAGAAGAAGGAGAAGGAGGAUGCUCAGCGAAUGCUGGAUGAAGCGGAGGACGAUCAGCCGUACGACCGAGGAAUUGACUUUACAGUAAAAAACCUGAAAAAACUCGUGGACCCAUCGGAGGUGAACAUCUCAGAUGAAAUGGCAAAAAGCGGCAUUUGGAAAUCAGUUUCUAAAACCUCUGAGAGCAGCAAAUCUCUGAAACGCUGCAACAGCCACGACAAGCUGCCGACCAUCCAGAUAAGGGUAGAGAAGGAGGACGGUCGCAAUGCCGUGGACGCUGAGACUUCAUUAUGAUCCACCGCCACUCCCCACCACCAGGCGGCACCGUUGGAAGAUGAGGUUACUGAUGUGAUACUGUAGCCCUCUCUGAACUGAGGUGAAAGUCAUGGGAUGGCCAAUCAGGCUUCACCUCGCCAUGCCGUACUUCUCGUGCUGUGUGUUCUCAGGCGAAGGUGAACGUUUAAUUUUCUCAUCGUUUUAUGGUGAAACACAAAGACUCCGCCACUGGGAGCCAAUCUGGCCGCCACUUUUGGAAACAUCUUCCUUUUACUCAGGCGGUCUGCUGCUGCGCUGUGAUUGGCUGCUGAACCGACACACACAGACUCAGUUGAAGGCCUGAUUUUUUUUUUUUUUCCAAACUGAUGAGUUUAAUUUUAUGGUUUUAAAUUUUCUGUUUCUGCUUUGAUGAAGCAGACGGAGCGGUUCACCUCCGACAGGUUUUUAUUUAAUCCGUCAUGCUGAUUUAAGUUUUAUAUAUGUGUGUGUGUGUGUGUGUGUGUGUGUGUAUGAGUGAGUUUCUAUGUAUAUGUAUGCGAGUGUGUGAGAGUGUGUGUGCAUGAUCACUGUUGUGCCUCACCUUGUUGCCUGCAGUGGCCGACUGGAUGAUGUCACAGCCGCUGUUGUCAUUGUUUCUUCUUAAAGUUUAAAUAAAAUGAGUUUGGUGACGACGAUCA